This is a messenger RNA of Trichechus manatus latirostris (Florida manatee), 736 nucleotides long. It is a transcript of the gene TMEM174, whose product is annotated as transmembrane protein 174. NCBI's taxonomy places the organism in Eukaryota, Metazoa, Chordata, Mammalia, Sirenia, Trichechidae. Bases 2 to 736 code for a protein of 244 amino acids. The transcript is spliced from 2 exons. The record is from RefSeq and is a predicted model, not a curated record.
AAUGGAGCAGGGCAGGAGAUGUGUGGAGGACUUCCCUUUCAACGUGUUUUCGGUCACCCCUUACACACCCAGUACCACUGACAUCCACGUGUCAGAUGAUGACAAGGCGGGUGCCACUCUGCUCUUCUCAGGCGUCUUCCUGGGACUGGUGGGGAUCACAUUCACCGUCAUGGGUUGGAUCAAAUACCAAGGUGUAUCCCACUUUGAGUGGACCCAGCUCCUUGGGCCCAUCCUGCUGUCGGUUGGGGUGACGUUCAUCCUGAUUGCUGUGUGCAAGUUCAAAAUGCUCUCCUGCCAGUUGUGCAAAGAAAAUGAGGAAAGGAUCCUGGACUCGGAACAAACACCAGGUGGACAAUCAUUUGUUUUUACUGGCAUCAAUCAACCCAUCACCUUCCAUGGGGCCACUGUGGUACAGUAUAUCCCUCCUCCUUAUGGUUCUCAGGAGCCCAUUGGGAUGAACACCGCCUACCUGCAGCCAGUGGUGAACCCGUGUGGUCUUAUAUCCUCUGGAGGGGCAGUGGCCGCCAUGCCAAGUCCUCCUCAGUACUACACCAUCUACCCUCAGGAUAACACUGCAUUUGUUGAUGAUGAGGAGGACUACCCCUCUUACGUGGAUGGUGGGAAUGACAGGUCAAGUACUUGUGUGGAGCAGCUAGAAGAGACACAGCUGGAAGAUGAGGAGUGUACCUGCUACUCUCCUCCCCCAUACGAAGAAAUAUACUCAGUCCCUCGCUAG